Messenger RNA from Halichondria panicea, 3555 nucleotides. RefSeq lists its product as uncharacterized. The transcript is spliced from 3 exons. NCBI's taxonomy places the organism in Eukaryota, Metazoa, Porifera, Demospongiae, Suberitida, Halichondriidae. The record is from RefSeq and is a predicted model, not a curated record. Bases 849 to 1271 code for a protein of 140 amino acids.
CUACUGUCAGUGUACAAGCCUCCCAAACCCAAACUCAUCCCGCUUGCAUGGGUGCUGCUGAGUUCUGGCAACACACCUGAUCGAGUCAAAGCAACUUAUGGGAGGGCUUUCAAUCGUUUUGACACUGUGAUGAAUAGCAAUCUUGACGAUCUUACCGGCUCUAUCAUCACUUCUGACAAGCCAUUGGCUGUAUUUUCUGGACAUCAAUGUGGAACUCCUACUGCUGAUGGAACUUGCGACUAUCUUGUAGAACAAUUGCCACCUCAUCCAACAUACGGUGACCUGUUUUUCAUGGCUCCCUUUGCUGUCAGACAAAGUGGUGAACUGUACAGAAUUGGCUCCCUUGGGGCUGGAGCACAAGUAACAAUCAAUUGUGAGUGUUUACCAAGUUCAGCUGAUGGUAAUAAUCGAGUUGGACUGGUUAGCGCUGGAAAUGGUGUUUACACGGCCACAGUGGGUGCAGGACAAUACGCUGAGUGCCUGACACCUCAGGAUUCUCAGACCUAUUGUUGUGUUACGUCCUCUCAACCCGUUACUAUGGCUGCUUACACACUUGGAAACUUGAUUGACAACCUUCAAAACAUUCAGAAUCCACCACUUCCUUUUAAUCCGAUUGGAGAUCCAGCUCUCGUUUAUAUACCACCAGCUAACUCCUAUUUGAAUAGUUAUAGUCUCAGUACAGCCAAAAAUUUGACUACUCAGUUCCAGGGAUUUCUAAGCUACAUCUUGCCCACUCGCAUCUUCGAUAAUUCUCCACGAGAUCGGCAGAGGUUUCGUAUAAAUGGAGAAACAUACAUUUCCGACCAAUACGCAGCCAUCAACUGUUUAGUAGGUGGUUCAAAUUAGAGAUGUGUGCUUACGAAGCUACCAGGUUUAUGGGGGUAGGUAAUUUUGACCUUUCUUACGACAACAUUGAAGGUGGAGCAUUUUGGGGAUUUGCAUAUGGCUACGCUCAAGAGUUUGCAUUUGCUUAUCCUUUGGCUUUUGAAAUGGAGCCAGUUGUAUUGGCCUGGAUUCGAGCAGUGGAUCAAGUUGUACUGGAAACUGUUGGAACGGUUGAUCUCAUGUUUAGUAUCACCCGUGGUGAUCGAUCAGACUGUAGUAGAGCAUUUGCUGACACUCAAGACCUCUCAGCCAUAGAAGGUGCCUGUCCUGACCUACCUGCUUUCUCUGGUGGCUCUAUCUCAUACGACUUUGAGUUUUUCCCAGAGAUUAUAAUGGUCGACCAUACGGAACAGUUGCCACGUACAAGUGUGAUGUUGAAACUUUAGCAGGAGACCGAAGAAGGAUUUGUGAGAAUGGAGUGUGGUCUGGAAUUAGAAGUGUACCAACGUGCAGGGGUUAGCGUUUCUAAGUGGUUAGCAUAUAAAUUAAUACCUGCGCGAAGAUAAUUAUGUCAUUAUAGUUAAGGUAGAUCUAUUAUAUAGAAACCAAAGGAGUGUUAUACAACUAUGCAUGAGCAUCGAUGCAUGCUGGCUAAGCAGCAAGUAACAGGAGCAAUAAUCCAUUAUAGACUAGAGGCAUGCUACUGAACGGAGUUUUCUAUAGGGACUGGACUAUAUAGGAUCACAAUGUCAUGCAGCAAAGUCAGCAAAGAAGCUAGCCUGCAUGGAGUCUUAAAUAAUUAUGGCUCCUGAUAAUUAUGUUCUGGGGCUAUAAGAAUAAUUAUAAGCAAAGAAGCAACAACCACAAUCAUAAUUCUAUAUAUAUAGCGGCUUUCUAUUUUAGUGCAGAGGUACUUUUUUCAUCAUUACUUAAUUUGAGUGCUAAUAAACGUGAUUCAUUGUUCAAUUUCAAAACGCACUUUGAAAGUGCAGCGGCCGUAGACCUGUGCCAAAUAUUCUGGAAUAAUUUUUUGAAUAAUAGGCAGUAUUUUUUACAAUUUGAACUGUGAAAAUAGUUCAUUAAUUUGCACAGUAGAUCAGAACACGCCUACAUUAUUUUCACAGGGCCAGUAAAUUUAAUUGUUAGUUCAUUUUAAACGUUAUUUCGCUGCUGAAAUUAAAAUAUGACUUACUUAUUGGUGCUAUAUAAUUUAUAGGUGUUUCAUUUCGCUGCUGUUAAUGUCAUCACUUUGAGUAAUAGGCUGAUGAAGUUGAGUAAGUUGAGUAAUAGGCUGAUCAAGUCAGAAUAAAUAAUUUGAAUAAUAAGGGAACAAAUUUGAAUAUUUGGCAUAGGCCUAGCCCAGCCCGCGGUUGCUAUAAUGCCUCAGUGGAGGCGCCAAAGCUAUAAGCUACAGUACUAAUAGCAGACUUACAAAUGCAUAAUUAUAGUGACACCUAUUAUUGAUUGUGUCAUGUACAGUUCGCAUUUAAUACACGUACAGUACAUGCAGAUCGAGAAUAAUGAAAAGAGAGAGUGCAUGAUGGGAAAUCUAGAAACCAUAGAUUAAGAUUUUUUUCAGAGGACAAACCUAGCUGGGACCUCUCUAUAAUAAUAAGGAUUGUAGAUUAUCUGUAUUGUAUGCCACGACUUACAGAUUAAUUAAUUAUAGGCUUGAUUAAGCACUUUCAUUACAUUCCGUUUACGCCUAUAAGUUAUUAAUGCUGAGUCAGCUAGACAAUAAUUAUUGAUCCUGCACAGAGGACUGGAGGUCCGACACGCGUGCAUGAAUCACUACAAGUUCAGUGCAUUGAUGUCAUUGCGGUCACGUGAUAACAUCCAGGCCACAAUGCACUGAACUUGUAGUGAUUCGUGCACGUAUGUUGGACCUCCUCUGGAUCAUGCAUGUACCUCCUCUGAGUCGCGUGCAUGGCUUGCUCGCAAUAAUUUGUCACAUAACUACAGUGGAACCCCUCUAUAACGGACACCUUUGGGGAACAAUUAAUGUUUUGGUCUUUAUAUACGGAGGUGGCCUUUGUUGAGAGGUUGUUUUGUACACAAACUGUUCAUUUGGGACCUAUAGGUGCCUGGCCGUUAUAUAGCAGCUGGCCCUUAUUCAGAGGUGGUAUAACAGAGGUUCCACUGUAUUGUCAUAAUCCUGAGAUCAUUAACUGAUUGCUGCAUGGAUAGAUUUCUCAGAAUCAAUUUCCUGGAAUUUGAUUGCUGACAGUCAGCCCAAUCCAUUUCCUGGUAUGCUUGUGAGGCUUCCCGCCCACAAGCUGGGAUGUGGGUAAACCAGGAAAUGAGUGAGGUGGAAGCUUACAGGUUAAUUGGUAACUUCGUUCCCAGGCCGAUCUGUUUGUAAAAUAACGCUAGGUCGUCGGACAACUAUAGUUGUCGAGGCUACUUUAUAAAGUUUUGUCGUACUUCACUGAAAUUCAAUUAUACGGUUAAAAAGCGCUUCUAUCUAACAUUUUCCGUGAUGGCAUACUUGUCAACCACAUAAAGCCAUAAAUGAAGCCAUAAUUGACCACAUAACUUCGGGGUGGGGGUGGCACUAAAAUAGAAUAGUAGAUUUUAGUUAAAAUUUGAGUGCAUGCACUCAAAUUUAGAGUAAACCAUGACACACUGUGCGUUUCCUUACUAAUGCUGCAAUGCACGACGGUUGACUGCACUUUAACCAACCUAAAAUUCUCUGUACAGUGCUCUUAUGGGGUGCAUUCCAACAAGCCA